GAAUGACAUAAGUGGUUCAAUGGGAAACGUUACGCCUGUGGUUGUGUAAGAACGGGAGGAAAGAUGUUUCAAAACUGAAAGAACCCGGUCCACGGAGUUCUGAAAAGCAGGACAAAAUGAGAAUAAAAAUGAGAAAGCAUUUAAUGAAGGUGGAAGGCCUAAUUCUUCUGUCCGUGGGUCUUCUGGGCAUUUUCUUCAUCUUGCAAGGAUAUGAAAAUGGGCCACAGUUGGAAAAGAAACAUCUGAAAAUCAUUGACUUUUCCACCCACUCCAUUCCUAACCUUCCUCAUCUGUCCUCAAUACAGGGCAUUUCUAAGUGCCAGAUAAACACUUCAGUGGAGAGUAUGAUUGGUUUUUCCAGUUUACCUGAACAUAUUAAAGACUUUUUGAGAUAUAGGCACUGUAAGGCCUUCCCCCAGAUUCUUAACUCCCCUAUGAAAUGUGGAGGUCCAGCAGAAUCACACAAGGUCUUCCUUCUACUGGCUGUGAAAUCGUCCCCUGGGAACUAUGAGAGAAGAGCCAUCCUUCGUCAAACAUGGGGGAUAGAGCAGACCUAUUCUGGUGCCCAUGUGAAAAUAAUAUUUCUUUCUGGCACUGCAAGUAAUAAUAAUAAGUUGGACAAAAGAAUGAAAAAGUUGUUAGAAAUCGAAAGUCAGACAUAUAGGGAUAUUUUGCAAUGGGAUUUCAAGGAUACCUUCUUCAAUCUGACCUUAAAGCAGUUUUUGUUUCACCAGUGGCUAGAGGAGAACUGUCCAGGAGCUCAAUUUAUUUUCAAUGGGGAUGAUGAUGUAUUUGUUAAUACUUUCAAUGUAAUCACCUAUUUACGUGGAUUCGGACAGAAUGGAGCAGACCGUCACCUCUUUGUUGGGCAGCUGAUAGCCAACGUUGGUCCCAUACGGGAGUCUAAUAGCAAAUAUUAUGUCCCUGAGCAAGUUACCACCUAUAAUUCUUAUCCAAUGUACUGUGGAGGUGGAGGGAUUCUGAUGUCCAGAUUUACAGCUCGUGCCAUAUAUAACCAGUCUAUCCACAUAGAACUUUUUCCUAUUGAUGAUGUGUAUCUGGGUAUGUGCUUAAAAAUGGCUGGUUUGGUACCAGCUUCUCACAUGGGUAUGAGAACUGUAGGGGUGCGAGUGCCAUCAGACAAAUUAGAUGCAUUUGACCCUUGUUAUUAUAGGGAACUUUUAAUGGUACAUCGAUUUGUACCAUAUGAAAUGCUGAUUAUGUGGAAAGCUAUACAAGACUCUAAUCUCAACUGUGGCCAGAGACGUGGAAUAUAUAUGGUCAAGUGAAGAAUUUCUGGGAAAAGAUGCAAUCUCCUCUUGCAAAUUUAUAAGCGUUCC
This is a messenger RNA of Pelobates fuscus (common spadefoot toad), 1340 nucleotides long. RefSeq names its product N-acetyllactosaminide beta-1,3-N-acetylglucosaminyltransferase 3-like. The record is from RefSeq and is a predicted model, not a curated record. Bases 117 to 1289 code for a protein of 390 amino acids. Gene Ontology annotation, cellular component: Golgi membrane. Lineage: Eukaryota; Metazoa; Chordata; Amphibia; Anura; Pelobatidae. The transcript is spliced from 2 exons. Gene Ontology annotation, molecular function: hexosyltransferase activity; UDP-glycosyltransferase activity.